Rhodamnia argentea is the source of this 2147-nucleotide messenger RNA. RefSeq names its product protein SAR DEFICIENT 1-like. NCBI's taxonomy places the organism in Eukaryota, Viridiplantae, Streptophyta, Magnoliopsida, Myrtales, Myrtaceae. Gene Ontology annotation, cellular component: nucleus. Gene Ontology annotation, biological process: regulation of salicylic acid biosynthetic process. Gene Ontology annotation, molecular function: sequence-specific DNA binding; calmodulin binding; DNA-binding transcription factor activity. The record is from RefSeq and is a predicted model, not a curated record. The transcript has 8 exons. Bases 57 to 1463 code for a protein of 468 amino acids.
CACCAAAACACACGCACUCUCUCGAUCUCGAUUUGAUCGCUUUUGGGACUUCAUCAAUGGCUGCAAAAAGGUUCCUUAGUGAAUCCGGUUUGGACUCCGACCCGCCCUCCGAAAAACGGAUGCGAACUCGACCUUCCUUCGCUUCUGUAAUUGGAGAAGUGGUGAUGGUGAACUCUUUGCAGCACUUCUGCUCGGGCUUGGAGCCGAUGCUUCGUCGAGUGGUGAAUGAAGAGGUGGAGCGCAGCCUUGCACGGUGCUCACGCACGCUCACGCGAGUCCCCUCGCUCCGAAUGCAAGCCCUAGAACCUUCUAGCCUUGAGUUAAGGUUUAGCAAAAGUCUCAAUCUGCCCAUUUUUACCGGAAGCAAGAUCAUGGAUGUGGACGGUUCUCAGCUCCAGAUCAUCCUCGUUGACACAAGAGGCGAUCAAGCAGUACUCACUUCUCUUCCUAGCCUGAUCAAGGUCGAGAUCGUGGUCCUCGACGGCGAUUUUCCUCCAGGAGACCGCACUAAUUGGACGAGCGAGGAAUUUGAACGAAACAUUGUUAGGGAGAGGCAAGGGAAAAGGCCUUUGCUCGCUGGAGAGUUGAGCGUGACCAUGAGGAACAAUGGGAUGGCUUCCAUUGGGGAAAUUGAGCUGACCGAUAAUUCCAGCUGGAUCAGGAGUAGGAAGUUCAGGCUUGGUGCUAGGGUUUCUCCAGGGAGUUACCAAGGCGUUAGGAUACACGAGGCCAUGACCGAGGCAUUCACCGUCAAAGAUCACCGAGGAGAAUUGUACAAGAAGCAUUAUCCUCCACAAUUAGGGGACGAAGUGUGGCGUCUAGAGAAAAUUGGAAAAGAGGGAGCAUUUCACAAGAAACUUGGUGACGCAGGGAUUAACACGGUCCAAGAUUUCUUGAAGCUGUCUGUUGUGGACCCAAGUAAGCUAAGAAAGAUAUUGGGACCAGGAAUGUCCGAGAAGAUCUGGGAUGCAACCAUAAAACAUGCAAGGACCUGUGAGAAGGGGAACAAGCACUACAUCUUCCAGGGGCCCACCUUCACCAUUACCUUGAAUCCAAUCUGUCAAGUUGAAAGAGCUGUGGUUAAUGGGCAAAUCCAUACCCACAAGGACCUCUCAAACAACAUUAUCAGGCCCUAUAUUGAGAGUUUGGUCAGAGAAGCUUACUCCCAUUGGAGCACAUUGGAAGAGAUUGACGGUCUUGUCUUCCCUGAAACAGCUCAACUGACACUAGGUGAGAUGGAGGAUCCCUGCCCCACACACUAUCACCUGGCAGAUAAAGCUUUUGGGGAGUAUUUGCCAAGCAAUCAUGCCCAAGUUGGGGCCAGUAAUGAUUGGCAGAUAACCUCAGCAUUUGGGACUGCCCCUUUUGAGCAUUCGAUCAGGUACCACAGCAUCCAGGAGACAUCAUCGUCAUCCGACGGGAACGGUCUUGCACCUCCAAGGUCUUUCAUGGAUGGGAGAUAAAAUUAGGGUUUCGAUUGAUGGCGCGGGGGAUUGCCAUGUGACUCAAGCGAGCGUAGUCAGGUGGCGAAAAAGGGUCGAGGUGGUUCGAAAUGGACCCGGACCUAGGAGUCGAGGUCCGCCUCGGACAAGAAACACAUCUCCAUGUUUAGGAAAUUUUGCAAGGGCUCCUACUAUUUGCCCAAUUUUACGAGCAUCAAGUUUUGGAGGAGGAAUUCAAAUCGGAGCUUGACUUGGGUUGACUAGUCAAAAUGGUGGGACUCUCGCAGCCAGGUUUAGUAGGAAGCUCUUGCCCAAUGCUUUUUGGACAGGCCGUUGAGAUUUGCUCCCAAAGCCAUGGGGGUUCUUCAAAAACAAAGAAGAACUGGGACAUAUAUAGUGUUGUUUUACUCUUUUUAGUGUUGCAUUUAGACCUUUUUCUUAGGUUAAUUUGUCAAAUCCUCUAACAAAGGUUGGCAAUAACCCUGAUUGAGUGUUGUAGGUGGCAGGCAAACGUGAGAUUAUUUAUAGAGCAAUAAGCGCGCGCCAUGACAUCGAAGACCCUGGGAGCCAUAUCCUUUGUCUACUUCUUUCCUCCAUUUCAAAUUCUGGGUUUUUGAUUUUGUUUUUGUUGUCACUGUCAUUGCAAUAUCUCCAAUUGCCUGUGUUUCGGGAGAAAGCAAUUUGCUAUCUUUGACGUCCGAGAUA